Messenger RNA from Amyelois transitella, 1188 nucleotides. It is a transcript of the gene Mocs2B, whose product is annotated as molybdopterin synthase catalytic subunit. Bases 153 to 1145 code for a protein of 330 amino acids. Gene Ontology annotation, biological process: Mo-molybdopterin cofactor biosynthetic process. Gene Ontology annotation, cellular component: cytosol. Gene Ontology annotation, molecular function: molybdopterin synthase activity. The transcript is spliced from 6 exons. NCBI's taxonomy places the organism in Eukaryota, Metazoa, Arthropoda, Insecta, Lepidoptera, Pyralidae. The record is from RefSeq and is a predicted model, not a curated record.
AUAAUAUAGCUGUUAUUCCACCUUUGAGUGGUGGAUAAAAGCUUUGUAAGGAAAAGUUAAAGUAGAAAAAAUAUAUUGCAGAAUUAGACUGAGACUUAGUGAGUUAUAAAUUAUUUAAAUAAAUUUAAGAUUAAUUGUGAUAUUUCAUAAUAAUGGAUCAUCUCAAGUUAACAGUAGAUGUUUUAUCUGUGGAUGAAAUCAGUGGUCUUGUGGUUGAUGACAGCUGUGGAGCAGUUUCCAUCUUCGUUGGAACUACAAGAGAUAAUUUUGAGGGUAAAAAGGUGGUCAGAUUGGAGUAUGAAGCAUACGAAUCCAUGGCCUUGAAAGCAAUGAAGUCGAUUUGCAAUGAAGUGCGGGACAAGUGGCCUGCAGUGCAUGGAAUAGCCAUAUAUCAUAGACUCGGCCAAGUACCAUGUCGCGAGGCGUCAGUAGUGAUAGCGGUGAGCAGCCCCCACCGCCGGGAGUCUCUGGACGCGGUGUCCCACUGCAUUGACCAGCUGAAGGCGACCGUGCCCAUCUGGAAGAAGGAGGUGUACGAGGGCGCAGCCCCCGAGUGGAAGGAGAACAAGGAAUGUUCAUCAGUAAUCGCACCACAAUUUCCCAACAAAAUAGACAAAUCAUUAGUCCAAAUAAAUGUUUCGAAUGAGGAACUCCAACAGCGUAUACAAAACUUUAUAGAGAGGAAAAGAGAGCAAGUGAACGUCAGUAAUAUACAAGACUUCACGCCGGAGGGAGCGAGCGAGACGGGAGAUGAAACCUGCGCACGAGUGCGGACACAGUUCGUCAGGCGGAGCGAUUCGAAGGGACAUUUGAAAAUACGCAAAGUCCACAACGAAUGGGGACCGCAAACUGUUAACAUUCCACACGAACGCAAACCGGACACAACAAACCUUCCCGCUUCCAUCGCUGAGAGAGUGGUCGCCGUCGAGAAGUUUCUAAACAUUGGUCCUGUGGCGCCGGAUAUAUAUAGAAGGUUGAAAGAAAUGGAGGAUAAAAUCGCUCACUUGCAAGCUAUUUCGCCAGAAUACGCACAAUUUUGGAGAAACAAAUCGGACGAUGUUAAACAAGAGAGCGUAGACUACGAGUUCACAGCGGACGAUAUUGAAAGAAAAAUAGAGAUGCUGGAACGACAAGGACUGUCUUGAAUAACUUAAUGUAGUUUAAGAUUUAUGCAAGUUUAAAUAAAUG